Messenger RNA from Armigeres subalbatus, 2107 nucleotides. RefSeq lists its product as uncharacterized. The coding region runs from base 1 to 2103 and encodes 700 amino acids. The record is from RefSeq and is a predicted model, not a curated record. Gene Ontology annotation, cellular component: nucleus. Lineage: Eukaryota; Metazoa; Arthropoda; Insecta; Diptera; Culicidae. Gene Ontology annotation, molecular function: DNA binding. The transcript has 3 exons.
AUGCCUCGAAAAUACGUCCGAAAAACCUCCAGACAGUCGUGGUCAUUGUCCAGCUUGCAGUCCGCUAUCCGAGCAGUGGAAGAAGGUCUGGCCAAAGGUACAGCAGCUCGGAUUUACGGCAUUCCGAAAAAAACUUUGUUGCGCUAUAUCGCAAAGGGAAGUGAAGUGCCGGUGGUUGCCAAGCUUGGCCGUUUCACAACAGUUCUGUCCCGUGAUCAAGAAGAAGAGAUCGUCAAUCACGCGGUUUUGAUGUCACAGUCCGCGAUUGGGAUGAACCACAAAGAUAUCCGAGAGCUGGCAUAUCAAAUCGCCGAAAAAUAUGCGGUACCUCAUGGAUGGAAAGACGGGUUAGCAGGAGUCGAUUGGCUUCGGAACUUCCUUAAACGGCAUACCGAUUUGAAAUUGAGGAAAGUGGAAAAUACAUCCCUUGCCCGCCUCACAGGUUUCAACAGGGAGAGCGUUCGAUCCUUUUUUAAUUUAUUGACAACGACAAUGGUCAAGGGACAAUAUUCACCGGAACAAGUUUGGAAUGUGGAUGAAACAGGUUUCAGUACGGUUCAAUCACGGCCCAUGAAAGUUUUUGCCAAAAAAGGCCAACGUCAGGUGGCAGCGAUAUCAUCAGCCGAGCGUGGAACUAAUACAACGGUUAUUCUGGCUAUGUCCGCAUCGGGAGAUUACGUUCCUCCAGCUUUUGUAUUUCCAAGAGCACGCCUUACUGAAGCUCUGAAAUCGGGAGCCCCGGAUAACUCGCUUUUUUUGUGCAACCCUAGCGGUUGGAGCACAAUUGAAACAUGUUCGGCUUGGUUCGAUCAUUUCUUGCGGUACGCAAAACCCACUGCUGGCCAGCCAAUUCUUCUGAUCUUGGAUGGACAUUCCAGCCAUACCAAAAACAUCCAUAUGCUUGAAAAAGCAUCCGCCAGUAACGUACGCAUACUGUCAAUACCACCCCACACCUCUCACAAGCUUCAGCCUCUAGAUGUUUCUGUAAUGGGCCCUGUAAAAAGGAAAUAUGCUGAUGCAAUGUGCCAGCUCAUGAAGUCCAGCCCGGGCAGGAUCGUCACCAUUCAUGAUGUCGCUGGUUUGGUGAACAAAGCCCUAACCACCACCGGAACUGUGGCAAAUGCCUUGAAUGGGUUUCGAGCAACGGGUAUUUAUCCUUUAAACAGCGAAAUUUUCAAGGACUCGGAUUUCGCAACAUCGGAUUUUCUUGAGCAAAAUUCAAAGGUCAUCGAUACCAAGACAUCGGAAACUGUAAAUGAUGCGGCACAAAUCGUUGAUUAUGAACUCUUGAAUAAGGAGAACAUAGCGGGUCCAUCCGGUGUAUCGACCAACGACUUAUAUUCUCACACUUCAACUUUGGAUAAUCUUACCACAACCUGCUUUCUGGAGGAACCAGCUACAACGACAAACAUUUCAGACCACCUUAAUCCGGCUGACAUUUGGAAAACGAACUCACCGAGUGGAUCGACCAAUAAUGUAACGGCCGACGAAAGUUACCUUGUCGCCGGGGAGUUUUCUUUUGAGAAACAAACUGAGGAAGAGGUGUUUACUGUUGAUCCGGAUAUAUAUUAUUUGAUUGCAGACAACGGCAAAAUCGUUAUUGAAUCACCGGCUGAGUCGGAAAAUACGUGCUUGGAAAAUAUGGUGGUAGAUAUUUCGAUGAUCGUGCCGAGUGCUAUGGAACCAGAUAAUAUUCAAUCAUCAAUGGUAGAGUCUGAUGAAUUCUCGACAAACCAUUACAUGCAAAAUCGUUCAUAUUUGUCUGCGACAACCAUGGUUCCCCCUAAGACAGGAGAAAGAGAUUUGAAAAUGAAACAGCGUAAAAUAAAACGGGUUGGUAAGGCGGAAGAUUUGACAUCAUCGUCGUAUCGUAGACAGCUGCGUGAGGCUAAUGCUUCGAAGGCCAUCAAAAAUAUCAACAAAAAGACAAAACACAAGGAUAUGAAAGUAGAUGCAAUGGAAGACAGUCUGUGUGUUACUUGCGGAGAUCGAUUCAGUUCGUCAGUUAUGGGUGAUGGAUGGAGUAAUUGUUCGUUCUGUCACACAUGGUUCCACGACAAGUGUAAUGGAGGAGAUCCACUGCUCUGCAAGUAUUGUGGCUAAGCAU